CAGGACCAGCACUGCCUCCAGGAAUAAUGCCCACUGUAGAUGACAUUCUAGAGCACAUUGGGGAAUUUAACUUAUUCCAGAAACAAAUCUUUUUUGCUCUGUCCCUGUUUUCUGCUGCCUUUACCCCAAUCUAUGUGGGGAUUGUUUUUCUGGGCUUCAUCCCGGAUCACCGCUGCCUGAAUCCUGGAGUUUCAGAGCUAAGCAAACGAUGUGGCUGGAGUUUGGAAGAGGAGCUGAAUUACACCGUGCCAGGCCUGGGGAUACCAGGAGACACUUUUAUCAGCCAAUGCUGGAGAUACGAUGUGGACUGGAACCAAAGCACCCUCAGCUGCACAGACCCAUUAGCCAAUUUUUCCAGCAACAGGAGCCACAUCCCCCUCACCACCUGUCGGGAUGGCUGGGUCUAUGACACUCAAGGGUCCUCUAUUGUGACUGAGUUUAAUCUGGUAUGUGACAAUUCCUGGAAACUGGACCUGUUUCAAUCAGUUGUGAAUGUCGGAUUUUUUUUUGGCUCUAUGGGCAUCGGUUACAUAGCAGACAGGUUUGGUCGUAAGCUGAGCCUUUUGGCUACGAUUUUCAUUAAUGCUGUGGCGGGAGUACUCAUGGCCCUUUCUCCAAGCUACACCUGGUUGUUAAUCUUCCGAUUGAUCCAGGGACUGGUCAGCAAGGCCGGGUGGUUAAUAAGCUACAUCCUAAUCACUGAAUUUGUCGGCCUGAGGUACCGGAGGACUGUGGGAAUUUGUUACCAAAUGUGUUUCACGAUUGGCCUCCUGGUGCUGGCAGGGGUUGCCUAUGCUCUGCCUUCUUGGAGAUGGCUACAGCUCGCAGUUUCCCUGCCCUACUUCGGCUUUUUGCUCUACUAUUGGUGCCUUCCAGAAUCUCCCAGAUGGCUGAUCUCUCAAAAUGAAAAUGAAAAAGCUAUGGAAAUUAUUAAGCACAUUGCAAGGAAAAAUCAGAAAUCUCUACCAACCUUUCUUCAGAACCUUAAACCUGAUGAGGAAGACAAUGAAAAGAUGAAACCAUCCUUUAUUGACUUGGUCAGAACACCUCAGAUAAGGAAACAUACCUUGAUCUUGACAUACAACUGGUUCACAGGUUCUGUGCUGUAUCAGGGUCUCAUCAUGCACAUGGGACUGGUAGGUGGGAAUAUCUAUUUGGAUUUCUUCUAUUCUGCUCUGGUGGAGUUCCCAGCUGCAUUCAUCAUUAUCCUCACCAUUGAUCGAAUUGGCCGCCGCUACCCUUGGGCUGCAUCAAAUCUAGUGGCUGGGGCAGCCUGCCUCAUUUCAGCUUUUAUUCCCAAUGAUCUAAUGUGGCUAAAGGUUGCAGUUGCAUGCCUGGGUCGAAUGGGCAUCACAAUGGCGUAUGAAAUGGUUUGUCUCGUCAAUACUGAAUUGUAUCCCACAUUCAUCAGGAAUCUUAGUGUCAUGGUCUGCUCUUCAAUGUGUGAUAUUGGUGGAAUGGUAACACCAUUCCUUGUCUACAGGUUGACUGAGAUCUGGCAUGAACUCCCCCUAGUGGUUUUUGCUGUGGUUGGCUUAAUAGCUGGGGUGCUGGUAUUGAUGCUCCCUGAGACCAAAGGGAAGGCCUUACCUGAGACCAUUGAAGAGGUUGAAAAUAUGAAGAGCAAAAGAAAAACUAAAGAGAAAAUCAUUUACCUCCAGGUCCAAAAACCAGAAGUCACGCAUACCUAAGAAGAAAGAAAAUUAACCCCAGUUAUGGCCUGCCUUCAUGAUCUAAAAGCUAGAAACAGAAUUAUUUGCCCAACACAAACCCCACACCAUCUUACUUCCUUUCAUGCCUCCUAAUCUUAGAUCUAUAUCCUAAUGGAACUUGUAAUACUAUUGGACCAGAGGACCUAGGGUGCUCCAUCCUGCCAAACCCCUCCAGUUCUCUCCAGAUCCCAGGAUAAUAACCAUCAAUUUGUAUAGGAACUAUUCCACAUUUGUGUUUCCUUUAAGGACUCCUUUCCCCAUAUUCCCUUGUACGUAGGAAACAAUGAAAGCAAUAGGGGGAGGUGGAAAGAAGCACAAUCACUUAUAAAAGAAGAAAAUGUAUUUUCCUGAUUGAAGAAAAGAUUAUGAGCCUGAUUAUCCACAAUAGGUAGUGAUAUUUUUAAGUGAGCCCUUCUGUGCAAUGAAUGAGGAAAUUUCCAAAUAUUAUACUUAUUUUCUGUG
This is a messenger RNA of Gracilinanus agilis (Agile Gracile Mouse Opossum), 2174 nucleotides long. Its product is annotated as solute carrier family 22 member 2-like. The record is from RefSeq and is a predicted model, not a curated record. Gene Ontology annotation, cellular component: membrane. The coding region runs from base 27 to 1691 and encodes 554 amino acids. The transcript has 11 exons. Gene Ontology annotation, biological process: transmembrane transport. Lineage: Eukaryota; Metazoa; Chordata; Mammalia; Didelphimorphia; Didelphidae.